AUGGCGGUGGGCGGCGAGUUUGGUAUCCUGGAGGGCCGGAGCUUCGCGCUGCUGCACCCGCUCGUCAUGGGCGGGCUCUUUGCAUACACGCUCUGGGCGGGCUACCUCGGCUGGCAGUGGCGCCGGGUGCGAACCAUCCAGGACAAGGUCAACGAGCUCAAGAAGCAGCUCAAGCCCGCCGCCACUCCCUUCGCGGUCGGGGCCGGUGCAGACUCCUGCCCGCCUCCCGCUCCCAAAUCACCGGUGGAGAUCAAGAUCGAGGAGCUCACCGAGGAGCGGAAGGCGUUGAUCAAGGGGUCGUUCCGGGAACAGCAUUUCAACGUGGGGUCCAUCCUGCUCGGCCUCGGCGUGCUCGAGUCCGUCGGCGGCGCGCUCAACACCUGGUUCCACACCAGCAAGCUGUUCUCGGGCCCGCACCUCUUCGCGGGCGCUGCCAUCACCGUCCUGUGGGCGGCCACGGCCGCACUCGUCCCGGCGAUGCAGAAGGGGGACGAGACCGCACGUAGCCUCCACAUCGCGCUCAACGCCGUCAACGUGCUGCUCUUCGUCUGCCAGAUCCCACCGAACUCGAGAUCGUCGGCAAGGUCUUCGAGUUCACCACCUGGCCAUGAGUGA
Miscanthus lutarioriparius is the source of this 615-nucleotide messenger RNA. The record is from the annotation of a GenBank genome assembly. Lineage: Eukaryota; Viridiplantae; Streptophyta; Magnoliopsida; Poales; Poaceae.